Molecule: messenger RNA, 1062 nt
Organism: Penaeus monodon (black tiger shrimp)
Lineage: Eukaryota; Metazoa; Arthropoda; Malacostraca; Decapoda; Penaeidae
Product: sodium-dependent proline transporter-like
Exons: 9
Coding region: 223-1062 (279 amino acids)
Biological process (GO): sodium ion transmembrane transport
Cellular component (GO): membrane
Source: RefSeq, a predicted model, not a curated record
UUUGUAUAGGAAGGAGAUGUGAAAGACGGUGUGUCUUCAGCCGAUGAAUUCUUUCACCAGAAGAUCCUGCGGGUCUCGUCCGGCAUCGACGACCUCGGCCGCAUUGAGUGGCCGGUUGUUAUCGUGACCUUCGUGGUCUUCGUCUUCCUCUUUUUCUGCGUCUUCAAGGGGAUUAAGAUUCUGGGGAAAGUCGUGUGGUUCACAGCGAUUUUCCCGUUUGUCAUGCUGUUCAUUCUGCUGAUACGUGGGGUCACACUUCCGGGAGCCACGGAUGGAAUCUACUUCUACAUCUAUCCCGAGUUUAACAGACUUAAAGAGAUGAAGGUGUGGGCGGCAGCGGCCAUACAGAUCUUUUAUUCCUUGGGUCCCGGAUGGGGGUCGCUCAUCUGCUUCGGAUCCUACAACAAAUUCAACAAUCGGUGCACGAGAGACGCGCUCAUUGUCCCCGUCCUGAACAGCAGCACCUCCAUCCUGGCGGGAUUCGUCGUCUUCUCAGUGCUCGGCUUCAUGGCCAAGAGAGCUGGCGUUUCUAUUGAAGAACUUGCUGUUGCUGGCCCGUCCUUGGUGUUCGUCGUCUAUCCUGAGGCUUUAUCCCUGAUGCCGGUUUCUCCCUUGUGGUCCGUCCUUUUCUUCCUGAUGUUGUUCUUCCUGGGCAUCGACUCCUGCUUUGCUCAUAUAGAGACUCCAGUACUGUGCAUCUUAGACGAAUUUGCAGAGUUACGUGGUCGCAGAGGCUGGGUCACUUUCUUCAUAUGUUUCAUUUCCUUCUUGGCAACAAUCAUCUUUGGAACGGAUGGUGGGAUAUACUGGGUAACACUGGUUGACUGGUACUGUGCUUCGUUCACCGUUAUUGUUGUUUGUUUGUGCCAGAUAUGCAUAUUCAGCUACUUCUAUGGCGCUGGUCGAACUGUGCAGGACCUUCAGCUGAUGAUUGGACGACGCAUUGGCUACGGCUGGUGGGGCACUUGGCUGGUCGUCACUCCCCUUGUGCUCCUUGUAAGUACAGAGAGUAACUGGUUGUCAUUCUACUCGUGCUCCUCUGUAAAAGGUGCUGCAUCAUAA